AUGUCGGUCCUCACCCCGAACCAGGCCUGUCACGAUCUUGCUGAUGCUAUAUCUCAACUGUCCCGUACUGCCUUAACCAACAAUAAUGACUUUAAGCAACUCAUUCAACACUUGGUGCGAGCCGCUGAGAGCCCCAGCAAUCCAAAGACAGGGCUUACUUCUGCUAUCCAAGAAUUAUCCCAAUAUCUGGCUCGACAUGUUAGCAAAGACACAGAAGACGGUGAUGCCAUUUUCACAUUACUCGCCAACACCACACGUGACGUUCCCUUUUGGAGACCUCUGUUUGGUCUUACUGUCAAAGCCCGUGCCGAACAAGACCGCCUCCACGUUGCCGGCAUCGUUGCCCCAGAUUGUGUUGUGGAAGUCGCCCGGCGCAUCGUAAGCAGGAACCCGGCGCCAAAAGUCGGCAGUCUCAAGGCCAGGGCUGCCCUCCGACUUAUUGCAAAUUGCUGUGCCGACAAUGAUAUCAACCGAAGCGUCAUCGUUCAUAGAGACGGUGUUGCAGCUCUUAUGCAGAUGGCAUAUCUUCGACGAGAAUGCGACCUGUUGAUGCCCACCUUGUACAAUGUUUGCGUUGACUAUGAUGAACCUGCCAUGGACGCUCAAGGAAAGCCGUGGCCGGCUCUAACACAAACCAAUGACACCUCUGAAGCAUCAGAUGAUCCCAUUGUCAAUGCAGCAGAGCAGAAACUUGGCUCUUGGUGGGAACGGGAGUCGGGUCUCUCAUCAGUGGAAACGCUACUGAAUGCCAGCUCCGCCUCAGACCCUUCGUCAUUAGCCGACGUUGUUGAAAUGGCAAGCCGUGUAUCGGUUUAUGGCAUUCAUAAUCUCAUCCACUACCUCAGCGACACCGAUUCAGACGACAUAGUGGAAGCUAGCUCGCUUGGUAUGGUGCAUCAACUCAUCAGCACGGGAACUGAGAUUGCCCUUUUAGACUCUGAUGGCUGGAUUGCCAUUCUACAGAGCAUCCUCAACGUCCUGUCACAGAAGAGUGUUCAUGGUGCAGUCCUCAGUAUUGACGGUGCGCUCUGGCAAUUGAUCAACCUACCUUAUCUCCACCCGACCGAUGAUGACCUAGAGAUGGACGCUUUGAUCGCACCCUACCGAAAAGCGAUCCUUAAGCUCGUCUAUGAAAUUUCCUCACUUGAGGCGUACGGUAACAAAUUCAAUGCAGACUCUGAUUUGGUCAAGAGCUGCGUAGCGACGCUGGAACACUCCCAAGGUCUACAAAACUCUCCUUCUCGGACGUCAACUUCACCGUUUCCCAACACUCUAUACGCUUCUGUUAUAGUUCUAUUGGCCAACACAAUCAUCUCGCCUGACCGGCUAGAACGACUACUCAAGUCAUUCCCUAACCUUGUCCAAAGCCUCAUGAGAAUCAUCGUAUCAUCGUCUGCCAACGCUUCAGAACUCGUGCGUCCGACAAUUGAUCUCGCUACACGACUCGCAUUAUGUGCGUCCGGACAACGACAACUGUAUUCGUGCCAGUUCCUAGAAGCGACAAAAGCACAUCUUGGCCCGACAAGUCAAACAGAUACAACGAGAAUCGAAAUACAGAGAAACAUAAUCGAUCUGGCAAGAUUGAUUAUCAAAGGGAAUGCAACUUAUCUCGACACAUUGACUCAUUCAUUGCCGAAAGGUGAAGAACGUCGGAAUAUCAACCAGGCGCCCAACAAAGACGCCAGCUUCAUAUCCGCUGCCAUCUACCUUUUCCAGCAUACCCCCGACACGGCCACAAAACUAGCCAUCUCCCGAUUGACGAUCGAGAUCCUCCGAACACUGAUGUCUGGGGUGUCAACCACCCCCACAACCACAUCUGAUCCUCCUCACCCUGAGAGACCUGACAUGACAAGCGCAAUGGAGAAAACCCUGGAAUCCGUCUUCCCUCGGAGUAAUCCUCAGCAAACACAUUCUGUCUCGCUAGCCGAAAUGAUCAGUCACAUAAUCGAACAGUCUAUAUCAGGAUCAUCAGAUUCAACGAAGACGACGCAGCAGCCGCCAUCAUCCUCAUCUGCGAACCCAGAACCUGAGGGCUGGUUUGGUUUGGCUCUCCUGUCGACAUUCCCCAAGUAUCACGCCAGUAUCCUCGAUGUGCUUUCAAGCAAUGACUCUUUGCUAAUGAAGAGGUUGCGACAUAUUGUUGCUGAGAAUCUCCCUGCUGUGUUACCGCAAAUCUCUCCUACGUCCUCUACGUCCUCUACGUCCUCUACGUCCACUUCCAUGACUACAGAGGAAAGAUACAACCUAAACACACAGAGCAGUAACCUGUCGCACCCGCCGCAGGACGCAAGACUUGCCAACAUCAAGGUCUUGGUUGUUCGUAUGGUGCAGAACUCUGCGGCUGCUCAAAAUCGCACUCUAGAGUCUAUGCGCAGUGCAAGCCUGCAUAGCGAAGCAAGCCAGACCGAGAGACUAGGAAAUACCUGGCAGGAGCUUGAAUCUGUGGCCGCCGAUUUAGGAGUUGAUUGGGUCAUGGUUUGAGAAUCUCUCCUUGUUACUGCGGGUAUCACACGGAUUCAUGAAAGUCAGGGCCGAUAUGAGGAUUUGACAUUCGGACAUUGGAAGUAAUGACACCAUAGUCUACUGAGAGACUUGCAGAAUAGAAAGGUGUUUGUCUCUGUCUGCACUUCAAGACAUUCCAUCAGUUGCAGAUGGAUCUCGCCCCAUGAAGACCUUGUACAGUCGUCUUGAGGCCAUGGGUCCUAACUUCCUAUCAUUCCAUGCCCCGUCCUUGU
Exophiala mesophila is the source of this 2735-nucleotide messenger RNA. RefSeq lists its product as uncharacterized. The coding region runs from base 1 to 2481 and encodes 826 amino acids. NCBI's taxonomy places the organism in Eukaryota, Fungi, Ascomycota, Eurotiomycetes, Chaetothyriales, Herpotrichiellaceae. The transcript has a single exon. The record is from RefSeq and is a predicted model, not a curated record.